CGAAGCCACUCUAGACGGAUAUAAUGUUAUAGUUUCUGGUACAUGGAAUCUCAAUGACAUACAAAAUGAUCUUGAUUGGAUGAGAUAUUACGCACAGAAUAUCAGAGAUUUCGGAGGCUCAUUUACGCAAACACAAUCAGUCAUUGGAGGUGAAGCUACACUGUGGAGCACACGUGUGGAUGCGACGAAUAUAAUGUCACUAGCGUGGCCUAGAGGUGCUGCUACAGCUGAACGACUUUGGACGAAACACCUUGACAGCAUAGAAGAAUUCGGAAAGAGAUUGGACGAACUUCGAUGCAGAAUGCGCCAGAACGGCAUACCAGCUCACCCUGUUCUUGGUCCUGGUUUCUGUCCAUUUUAACGUGAACAAUUUGCGGAAUUCUACUGAAGAUUGUAAUUCACUUAUUUUUGUUUGAUAUCUGA
Molecule: messenger RNA, 423 nt
Organism: Trichobilharzia szidati
Lineage: Eukaryota; Metazoa; Platyhelminthes; Trematoda; Strigeidida; Schistosomatidae
Source: the annotation of a GenBank genome assembly